Messenger RNA from Anguilla anguilla (European eel), 1102 nucleotides. Its product is annotated as protein C9orf135-like. Bases 353 to 919 code for a protein of 188 amino acids. The transcript has 6 exons. Gene Ontology annotation, cellular component: plasma membrane. NCBI's taxonomy places the organism in Eukaryota, Metazoa, Chordata, Actinopteri, Anguilliformes, Anguillidae. The record is from RefSeq and is a predicted model, not a curated record.
UUACAUUUAAAACGGACAGGAUAAAGUGAACGGCCUUGUGUAUCCUCACCAUAGUAACAGUCGGGUUCCAGCAACCUAGUGCAGGUUUUAAGUGUCGCAGUUGUCAGGGCCAACGAGCAAGAUGGUCAGUAGCGUUAUUUAGGCUACGCAACUUCGGCUGAAUAGAUAAAAGAAACCUUUUAUGCUUUUAUAAAACUAGCAUUUCAAAUCCGCCAUUCGCUCCGUCCAUAGUUCACAAAGAGGUUUUGGUAAGUGGAGACAAGGAAAGCCAAGAUCUGGAACUAAAAGAAGGUGGAGUAGGCUAGUCUAAAUUAAUUGCAUUAAAUAACGGAUUAAUUCACAAGCUUCCUACAUGCCUUACGGAAAUGCUACACUUGUUUCGGACUGGCACAAAUACAGAGAAGCCGAGCCGAAAGAUUAUGACUUCAGUGCGUUGCCGGAGGGAAAAAAAUCAUUACACAAGUCUACCUACAGACAUUUUGGAACCAGUGGUAAUACCAUUUGGACCACUACGACGGGAGAGCAGUUGUCACAGUGCCUUCUGAAAAAACAGCAAGAGGUCGAGGGCACCCGCAUGUCGAUGUUGCGGGCGGAUCUUUUCCACUCCGCUGUCUUGGACAGGGAGACGAAUCAUCUGAAAGCAGGCCACAAUGCCGUCUUGCCGCGUCACCAGCUGGGACAUAACCGAAUUGACUUGAAGACCACAUAUGUGCAGGAUUACCUGCCCCCUUACACUCACGACAAACAGGAAACUAAGGUGACACCUGACCAACCGGGGGAUUCCAGCAUGUUCAGGAAGCGGAUUUCCCAGUUCACCGACGCGGCGGACUACCGUCGGUUGGGCCGGAACACUUGGCAAGACGAAAGGGUGGAAUGCAGAACUGAAGCGCUCAAACCCACCGAUCCCACGGGCCUGUAGAUUUAACCGCCUCACUAGCACCCCCCGGUGGAUCAGCGCACACCUGCAGGGAGGAGUGGAACUCUGACAUCCGAACCUUGGAUGUAUCAACCCAGAGGAUUUGUGGUUGCAGUGGGUAUUUUAUCAUUUACACUCUCCCAGUCCUGUUUGGACUCAUGCCAUAAAGAAUGCUAUUAUUCCAAA